Molecule: messenger RNA, 7152 nt
Organism: Aureobasidium pullulans EXF-150
Lineage: Eukaryota; Fungi; Ascomycota; Dothideomycetes; Dothideales; Saccotheciaceae
Exons: 2
Coding region: 220-6888 (2222 amino acids)
Source: RefSeq, a predicted model, not a curated record
AACCGUCUUCGCCCUCAAUCUCCCACCUGUUAUUGCAGCUGCAUCUUUUUUUUGCGACGACCUGACUCUGUGCUUUUGACGGAUUCCUUUGAGAUACCCAUCCUGCGUACAAUGCAAUUGUUGUUGUGACGAUUGUUACAGCUUUAGCGUGCAUUCUUGAGCAAUUGCGCUCCCUCGGUCCUAUCAUCACCACAUCACAGCAUUUUCACAUUCCUCAGCAUGCCUAGCUACAGCGAUCGCGAGUCCAUCGACUCUGGUCGCCAGUCAGUGCCCAUGUGGGACAGCUCAGACCCAGACAGAGCCCCUCCGCCAUUGCCUAUUCCACCUGGCUCGCCUGGCCUGGCCACACGUUCCAAUGCUUCGGCUAACAUCCAGGCCACGGCCCAGAGGUUGACUGAACGCGCUCGUGAAAACAUGCCCGCCAGCGCCUACACAACUAACCCAGUCCCUGCUACCUCACCUGACAAGUCGCUAAUCAAGGGUGCUCACCACCGUCGCCUGCAAUCACUCCAGACAGGCAGUGUCAGCGACUUGCGUACCUACAUUGAUGGUAUGCGCAACACUUCCCCCGAGAGACCUACUUCAAGAUCCACCGCGACUCCCCAAACCUCACCCAACCGCGGUGCCAGAGGCGACUACUUCUCAAGUCCUCCUCAAGACCACACUCCCACACCCGCCGACAGAAAUGCCCUCCGAGAUGCCCCCAAUCUCCGUCCUGCCUCUCGUCCCAGAGCCAUCCUCGGCGAGAACACUCCCCCAUCAGCCACCAUGCUCGCUCUGCAGACCAUGGCCGCUCGCGAUCCCGACUCAUCUCAUCACGACGCUACGGCCUCUUCUUCAUCCCGCGAACCCAAGACACUGAACGAGAUGAUGGCCCAACUUACGAAUAUUACGAACAUUACAUCAGGCAUGCAAAAGGAGAUGGCUCAGCUCAACCGCCGCAGCAAGGACAACGCCGCUGAUUUGAUCGGCUUGAAGCAGGCUGCCGACAGCCGCGACGAGGAGAUUCGCAGAAACCUGCGCGACCUUCUCUCCAACGUGAGCGCUUCUGAGGCUGGCUCCGUCUUUGGUGGUAGAUCCUCAGCCUUCGGUCUGGGUCUGCUCGAGAACAAAGGCUUGACCUCACCUACUGCUGGAGCCAGACCUUUCGGCUCACUUCCUCGCUCCAACAGCCACGGCAGUUUCCUCGACCCUGGUAGCCCCAACCCCUUCUCCAUGGACGGUGCUGCCAGUGUUGCCAUGCUGGAGAAGAUCAUUCGCGAGAUGGUCACCAAGGAUGGACAAGACCGUCUUCUAUCUACCUUGUCAGAACUGCUCGAAAAGCAUAGCCGGGAUAACGUUCAGGCUCACGAGACCGCUCAGAAGGUGGCCGAUCUCUCUGAGUUUAUCAAGGAGAAGUCGGGUAGUCACGCUCUUGUCCGUCACGACUCGGACGCCCAAGACGAUGAGCAAAAGUCCAAGGCUAUCGAUGCCAUGAGCGCCGACAUCCUGAGACUCCUCCACAAGAUCAAGGACAGCACCUCUCAGAGCGGUGGCCUGAGCAAUGAGAUCAAGGCACUUCUGCAGAACCUCCGUGGCGAAGUUCUAGGCAUGGGUCGGGAGCUCGGUCGCCAGCUCGACCAGGCCAACUCUACCAACAGAGUUGCCGAAGAUGGCUCGCAGAUCAAGACCGAUGUUGAGGAGAUUGUCAACCAAGGUCUUUCUCAACUCAAGGAGCACAUGGAGCACAUCAUCCAACAAAAUUCACAACAACUCAUCAUGUCCAACCACCAAGACGAGACCAAGAACAAGGACAUGUACGACAUUGUCAAGAGUGCCAUUACAGAGCAUAGUUCCGCUCUUGUCCAAGCUCAGCCUCAAUCAGAAGGUCUUGAUAGGGCAAGCAUUCUCGAAGCCGUCAAGGAUGCUAUCGAAGAGUUCAGACCUGAGAUUGAGCUUCAACAAUUCGGUCUUGAACGUGAUGAGAUCCUCUCCGUUUUGAAGGAAGGUCUGCACGACUACCAAUCGAACAAGGAGCCCUCUGCAGCCCCCGGUGCCAACAUCGAGGAAGUCGAGUCUGCUAUGCAACGCGCGCUCCAAGAGUUCAACCCUCCUCGACCUGUUGACGAGAUGGCUUCUUUCAAGGAGGACUUGCUUGCUUCCAUUCGCCAAUCCAUUGAGGAGCUCAAGUCUGCUGGUCCAGACGAUGCUGCUACUCAUGCCAUUGUCCUCGGAGCAGUCAAGGAAGGUCUUGAGAAUCAUGGUCCUCAUGCUCCUCGCGAGUUUGAGAUUAGCAAGGAUGAUCUCUUUGACGCUGUCAAGGCCAGUCUUGACGGAUCGACCCUUCCGUUCGGCAGCUUCGGUGAGCAAGUAUUGAACCAACUGCGCGACCUCAUAGAAGAGAUGAAGGGCGAGUUCAAACAGUACUCUGCUGCCAACGGUCAUGACACUGAGCAAGUUCUCGACGCUCUUAAGGAUGGUCUCGAGUCAUUGCGCCAUGAAGUGGAGUCGUAUGUUGACCGCGCUCAGGAUGUCACAGGCAAGGACGAGAUUGUCGAUGUUGUCAGAAAUGGUCUCGAACAGCUUCGUGGUGAUGUCCAAGGCUACUGCGCCGAAGGUCCUGCCAAUGGUCGUAACGAGAUGAUCGAUUACAUCAAGGCUGAGUUCGAACAUCUUCACGAGGCUGUCAGCGGUCUCAACUCUCGUGAAGGUGAGGAAGGUCGUCCUUCAAGCACUUCCGAGAUCCUUGUAGCUCUUGAAGCUGGAUUCCUGGAACUCAAGAACCAGACUUCUAGCCGCGGCCUACUUGAUGAGACGAACGAGGAAGUUUUGGAAGCCAUGAAGGCUGAAUUUGAAGCUCUUCGUGAUGCCGUCAUCGCUGGUUCCAACACUCACAAGGCCGAAGUCAUCGAAUCUAUCCAAGAGAGUCUGGACGCUCUACACGACAAGGUCGGCACCCGUGAAGACGGUUCGUCUGACAACGACCUCCUGCUGUCUAUGAAGGAUGAGCUAGCUCACCUGCGCGAGACACUUGCUGCCACUCUCCUAAAGUCCGGUGCUGCCGCUGAGAGAGACGAGAUGAUUGAGACAAUUCGUGAGGCUGUCGACACCAUCCGCAUGCAGAUCAGCUCUGAGCAAGGCGAGGCCAAUGCUGAGACGCUGGCCGCUCUCAAGGAGCAACUGGAGAACUUCCGCGAAUCCACCACCAAGGGCCUUGUUCUCAGCAACGGCGACAACGAUGAAGAGACACCACAUGCACCUCUCGAUGAGAUAAGAACUCGUCUCGAUGAGAUUGCCGCUGCCAACUCUGGCUCGAGUGUCAACACAGCUCUUUUGGAGGCCAUUCAAGGCGAGUUCCAGCAGAUCCGUCACUCUCUGGGCUCUAGUGGUUCUCGCGCCGAUACCGAAGAGGUUCUUGAUGCUGUCAGACUUGGUCUAGAUGAUCUUCAGUCCUCUCUCGAGAAGAAGAUCGACAACCCUGAGGUGCACAGAAAUCUCAACAACGAGCUCAUGGACGUUCUCAACGAAGGUCUCGACAACAUGCGUUCCGACGUCUCUAAGAUUAUGGACAAGCCUGUCGAUAUGACUGUCAACUACGAGAUUCUUGAGACACUCAAGGAGGGUGUCGCUAGCCUCCGUGCUGACAUGGAGAAGCUCACAGGCGGUGACCGUCCUUCCACAGCUCUGGGUAGUGAGCUCAUUCUCGCCGACGCACCUGGUGAAGAAGGUUCAAGAGAGCUGAGCGAAGAUGACAAGGCUGCUCCUAUCAGUCUCAAGGACAGAAUGGAAGCUCUGUUCGCUCAACUCCACAUCAAGGUUGAAGGCUUGGCUGCCAGCAUUGGUGAUAUGCCCUCUGCAUCAUCAGCUCCUGCCGAAGGUACUGCCUUGAAGGAGGAUCUCUUUGGCAUGGAAGAGACUCUCCAACACAUCCAAGACACUCUCGCCGUGAUGGCUGAGAAGGAGCAAGCAGAAGUCGACAACGCUGUCACCAAGGAAGACACCGAUGCCAUUGAGACUUUGCUGCGCAACACCAAGGCACAGCUCGAGGAGCUUCCUGCCACUACCGCCAGCAGAGAACAGUUAGAUGAUGUCGAAGCCGCUGUUCGUAGCGCCAAGGAGGUCAUUGAUGGUCUUGCUACCAAGGAGGAUGUUGCCGUUGUCGAAGUUCUCCUCAAGGACCUCGCCACUGCCUUCGAGGACUCCAAGUCCAAGGCACCUGAGGAAGACGAAGAAGAGUCAGCUUCUCACUUGGACAAGGCAGACUUGGAUGCACUCGGCAUGCUCUGCACUGAGAUCAAGGAGAAGAUCUCGGAACUCAACCUACCUGAUCCCGAGGCACUUCCUUCCAAGGCUGAUGUUGAGCAAAUCACUGGUCUCAUUAAUGACUUCCGCGAGAGUCAUGACAAGGUCAGAGAAGGUUACGAGAACGACAUUGCCAUUACUGCCAAGGCUUUCGACGACCGCAGAAAGGAGGCUGAAGAGAUGGCUGAGGCUAUCUCUGGUGUCAAGACUUUCUUGGAGGAAGUCAAGGCUGACAUUCUUGCCAAGGUCGAGGAAGGUACACCCGGCAUGACCGACAUCGAGGAGGCCAUCAAGUCGAUCGAUGACAAGGUGGCCGGUGACGAAGGCAUCGCAGCUGACAUCAAGGAACUCUUGGAGACUGUCAAGAACGAGUUUGAACGUUCGCACGAAUCUCUGGGUGGCAUCAAGAUCGACCAUGAGCAGAACAGCUCGACCUUGCUCGAGAAGCACGCCGAGCACAAGGAUGCUAUUGUCGCCGCUGUCACUGAGAAGGUUGACUCUUGCUUCGAUGGUCUUAUGAGCAAGUAUGACGACGCUCAAGCCGCUGCCCAUGAGAAGGCCAAGUCUAUGGAGGACCAAGUCGAGCAACAGAAGGAGAUGCUGACCAGCACCAAGGAGAUGACAGAUGAGCUGAAGCUUUCCAUCGACACUCUGGGCACUUCCCUCACUGCAUUCAUCCCUUCAUUCAACGAGGCUACCGAAAAGAUCUCCGAAGACUCCAAGACUGUCUUUGAGAAGGUUGAAGGAGCCAUGCUCAAGAUGGAUGAGCAUAACGAUGGCCUGAAGACCGAGCACCAGACCACUCGUGACGAAGUCGUCAAGGUUGCCGAAGCUAUUACUCUCCUCCAAGGAGACUUUAGCGAGUACAACCCUCAAUUCUCCAUGUCGCUCAAGGAGCUUCAUGCUCUCAUCAGCGCUCACUACGAGCACUCGCAACAGCUUGCUACCACUGCUGAGGAGCAGGCCAAGACUGUGCACGAGACCAUCCGUGCCGCCACCGAGGAGUCCAAGACUCACGUUGAGACUCUCUUCGCUGACAACCUGAAGAACCACCUCUCUGAGAACCUCAGUGCCCAGACAGAGGAACUUAAGGGAGCCCUCCCUGCCCUGCUGCCGGCACCUGUUGAGCCUGUCGAGAAGUAUGACGACACCGCUGUUCACGAGAAGCUUGACAAGCUCGUCAGCGAUACUGCAGUUCAUGAGAAGCUCGACACUCUUGUCAACCUUGCAGGCGAAGCCGGUGCAGCCACAGCUCAGAUGGAACGUCUUGAUGAGAUUCACGCUCAAGUCAAGGCUACCGCUGCCGAGGUCUCCGCAUUCGUCGCCAUCCAACAGAAGCAGAUCACCGAAGGCCAAGAGAGCAAGGAGCUCGAGGCACAGGAAGUUGCUCUGCUUCUCGAGCGCCGCCAGGUUCAGAAGGACAACAUCGAGUCCGAAAUCUCUUCCCUCAACGAGGAGAAGGAGAGCCUUCAGGCCAUUGUCGAGGCUCUUCGUGCUGAGAAGGACGCUUUGGCUGCGCAGAAGGCACGUCUCAAUGGCGAUGUCGCUUCUCUUCACACUGCCUUGGAGAUCAGACGUGAGGAGUUGCACAACAUGGACGAGAAGGCUGACGCACUGGAACGUCGCAUUCUUGAGGGCUUGAUCGAUCACUCUCGUGCCAUGCUUCUCACGCAGAAGACACCCAAGACCUCUCCUAAGAAGAAGCCCAUGCGCGAUCUCCGUCUGCCCAGUGAUGCUUCAACUACACACCUUCCGGCUCCCACUACUCCCAGUCUUCUCCAGAGUCAUGCUUUGGCUAUGAAGACUCGUGGUAUGCCCAAGAAGACUGGCACUACCCCCAACACUGGUGAACGUCGCAUCAUGUCUCUUAGUCAGAUCAGUGGUAACCUCCCGACUGGCGGCGCCGCUACAUAUUCUGCCGCAGCACCCAGCUUGGUCUCUGCACAAGGCUCGAUCAACCGCAGUCAGUCUCUCAAGCAUAACAAGCUUCGCAAGAUCUCUUGGGGUACCGCUCGUGCUGCAGCCGACAAGGAGAACGACAUUGAAGAGGUGACUGAGAUUGAGAGCAACUAUGGUGGUUCUCGACCUGUGAGCAGAGACUCCGAAUACCGUCCUCAGAGCCGUGACUACGACUCUCGUCCCGUUAGCCGCGACAGUCUCGACUCUUCAUACUACAACAGCAGCAGACGCAGUGUUAGCUACGCUGGUAGCCAGAGUACCUGGACCGAGUCCAACUCUGGCAUGACUGAUGAUGGUCGCCGUACCAGCUUGGGCACGCUCGGCACCUACGACACUGGUAGUUACAUGACUGGCAGUGAUCUCGACCGUCGUACCAGCUUCGGCAGCACCAUCCGCAGCACAAUGGACCACAUCCACGAAGAAGACGAUGAUAGCGACUUUGAAAGCGAGCGUCACGUCGAGCCUGAAACUCCUGCCAUGCCUGUUGAGGCUGAGGCCGCUGUUGCUGGCAAGGAUGUCGUCCCCUAUGCUCCUCCCAGCGACUCUGGUAUCGGCUCCGACCUUCCCACCGCCGCUCUCCAAGGCAAUGGUGACUACUUCGCCGGCGCUAUGAUCCCUGCCACUGUGAACGAAGACCAGGCUGCUUGAUUUGUUCCAGCCAGCAAAACUACUGCAUAAUGUGCAUUUUUCCCUUUUCUUUUCUUUGGUUUCUCUUACUCUUUAUUUUCUGAAGGCAAAGCAUGCGUUUUUAAUGAAUGGGAUUGACGAGGUGGAUAAAAAUGGGCGCAUUGGUUGUUUCUUUGUUUUCUUUUCUUUGUUCUGCUUCUGAAGGAUACCUGGCCCUCCGAGGCAUAAGUUUUGUUGUUUUCUUGGGACCGCAGACCAGGUGUUUUCAUGUUACGAUUAGACGAU